AGCGGCAGGGGAAGGCACCUGAGGGGGGAGGUGGUGGCGCGGCUGCAGGUAUCUGAUUGCUGCCUGGGAAAAGGCGAAGUGCUUGAGACUCCUUUCCCAGCUCUUCUGCCUUCCAUGAUAGCAGCGGUUCGUGCCCUGCUCGCAGCAGCAGCGCUAGAGGCGGGGAAAGGAGGGAGACCUGGAUUGUUUGGCGUUCUAAAUCCCACGGAGCGGCCUAAACUGUAUAGGUCUGUAAUUGAAGAUGUCAUUAAUGAUGUCAGAGAAGUUUUUCUGGAUGAAGGAGUGGAUGAACAAGUCCUUGUGGAACUCAAAACACUGUGGGAGAACAAGCUGAUGCAGUCCAAGGCUGUAGAUGGGUUUCAUUCAGAAGAACAGCAGCUUUUGUUGCAGGUCCAGCAGCAGCAACAGCAGCAGCAGCAGCAUCAUCACCACCACCACCACCACCAUCAUCCCCAACCACAACCACAGCAGACACUGCAACAGCAAUCCCAGCCACAACAAGUCCUUAUUCCUGCAUCCCAGCAAGCACCUCAGCAGCAGGUUAUUGUGCCAGAUUCCAAGCUGAUACAGCACAUGAAUGCAUCAGGGAUGAGUGCUGCUGCUACUGCAGCUACUUUGGCUUUGCCUGCUGGUGUGACUCCUGUUCAGCAAAUACUUACCAAUUCAGGCCAGAUCUUGCAGGUAGUUAGAACUGCAAAUGGAGCUCAGUAUAUCAUUCAGCCACAGCAGCCAGUGGUUCUACAGCAACAGGUUAUACCACAGAUGCAGCCUGGUGGUGUACAAGCACCUGUCAUACAACAGGUCUUGGCUCCUAUCCCUGGAGGGAUCUCUCAACAGACAGGAGUGAUCAUUCAGCCUCAGCAAAUCCUGUUUACAGGAAAUAAAACACAGGUCAUACCUACCACUGUGGCAGCUCCUGCCCCAGCACAAGCACAGAUUCCUGCAGCUGGUCAGCCACAGGCACAGCAACAACAGGCACAGCCCCAAGCACCCCUUGUGCUUCAGGUUGAUGGAGCUGGGGACACAUCAUCUGAAGAAGAAGAAGAUGAGGAAGAAGAUUAUGAUGAUGAUGAAGAGGAAGACAAAGAAAAAGAUGGAGGUGAAGAUGGCCAGGUUGAAGAGGAGCCCCUUAACAGUGAAGAUGAUGUGAGUGAUGAGGAAGGACAAGAGCUGUUUGAUACAGAAAAUGUUGUGGUGUGCCAGUAUGAUAAGAUCCAUAGAAGUAAAAACAAGUGGAAAUUUCACCUCAAGGAUGGCAUCAUGAACCUUAAUGGAAGAGAUUAUGUAUUUUCCAAAGCCAUUGGAGAUGCGGAAUGGUGAAGUUUUUAAGACAAAGCAUAAAACUCCCCCCAAAAAUAAAAAAGAAAGAAAAGCAAAAGCAGGAAAGGUUGAGACUUGGACAUGCAUUUCAACCAAAACUUAUCUCUGCACAUCAGAAAAGUACAGUAUAAACAAAACUACCAGGACAAAGGUAGAACGUGGCAACAUAGACACUACUUCAGUGGGCAAGCCAUGGGACUGUAGCAACUAGCAUUGUCUGGGAGCUGGUUUUGUGUGUUAGGAAUACCUUAAUUGUCAAUUCUGCAUACAAGAACCUACAGCUGGUAAUUAGCAUGUAAGGCUUUGUCUCCCCUUUCUUCCCCCUGGGUUAAGGUUUUAAAAUUUCUUCCACUGAUUGAAUUCCUUUUUGAUAUACUAAUAAUCUGAAAAUGCUUUGUGUGUACAAAACUUUGCUUUGAACACUUCCCUUUGAUAGUGAAGAUGGUCAGAAUGUUGCUUAAAACUGUGUGCAGGCUUUGUACAGAAGGGUAAGAAUUAAGGCGUUUAAAUUUUAAUUAUCUUCUAUAAGAAAAACACUUUUUAAUUGUACUAUGGUCAUGUAUAAUU
This is a messenger RNA of Alligator sinensis (Chinese alligator), 1887 nucleotides long. It is a transcript of the gene GTF2A1, whose product is annotated as general transcription factor IIA subunit 1. The record is from RefSeq and is a predicted model, not a curated record. Gene Ontology annotation, biological process: transcription by RNA polymerase II; transcription initiation at RNA polymerase II promoter. Lineage: Eukaryota; Metazoa; Chordata; Crocodylia; Alligatoridae. Bases 115 to 1320 code for a protein of 401 amino acids. The transcript is spliced from 9 exons. Gene Ontology annotation, cellular component: transcription factor TFIIA complex.